AUGUCGUCAGCCGGUACAAAACCGUGUCAGAUUUCUAGAGAAUUGCGCGUUUCUCAUGGAUGUGUGUCAAAAAUACUGUCAAAAUUUCGAAACACUGGCUCAAUACGACCUGGGAAGAUAGGUGGCUCAAAACCGAAGAAAUCAUUGCCUAAAGUAAUAUCUGCAAUUGCUGUGUACAAACAUUGCCGUCCAACAAUGUAUUCGUGGGAAAUUCGCGAAAGACUGAUAUCUGAUGGAGUUUGCAGCGCCCUUAACGUUCCGAGCGUUUCCUCUAUCAAUCGGUAUCAUUUAGCAUAA
Enterobius vermicularis (human pinworm) is the source of this 297-nucleotide messenger RNA. The record is from the annotation of a GenBank genome assembly. NCBI's taxonomy places the organism in Eukaryota, Metazoa, Nematoda, Chromadorea, Rhabditida, Oxyuridae.